AAAAUCGAGGAAUACAAGAGGGAGAAUGCCGGCAUGUUCAGCUGGGAGAUCCGGGACAAACUGCUCAAAGACGGGGUCUGCGAUCGAAACACGGUUCCCUCAGUGAGCUCCAUCAGCCGCAUUCUGAGAAGUAAAUUUGGGAAAGGAGAAGAGGAGGAGGCCGAACUGGAAAGGAAAGAAGCGGAAGAGAGUGACAAGAAGACCAAGCAUAGCAUUGAUGGGAUCCUCAGCGAACGAGCACCCCAAUCUGAUGAAGGCUCUGACAUAGAUUCUGAACCAGAUUUACCUUUAAAAAGAAAGCAGCGUCGUAGUCGAACAACCUUUACUGCAGAACAACUAGAAGAACUGGAAAGAGCUUUUGAGAGGACCCACUACCCUGAUAUUUACACUCGGGAAGAACUUGCACAAAGAGCCAAACUUACUGAGGCUCGGGUUCAGGUCUGGUUUAGUAACCGUCGUGCUAGAUGGAGGAAACAGGCGGGGGCCAAUCAACUGAUGGCUUUCAACCACCUGAUCCCAGGAGGAUUCCCACCCACUGCCAUGCCAACCUUGCCAACAUACCAGCUAUCUGAGCCCUCCUAUCAACCCACCUCCAUACCACAAGCUGUGUCUGAUCCAAGCAGUACAGUCCACAGACCUCAGCCGCUUCCUCCAAGCACUGUACACCAAAGCAGCCUCCCUUCAAAUCCAGAGAGCAGCUCUGCGUAUUGCCUACCCAGCACCAGGCAUGGAUUUUCCAGCUAUACAGACAGCUUUGUGCCUCCAUCCGGGCCCUCAAAUCCCAUGAACCCUGCCAUUGGCAAUGGCCUUUCACCUCAGGUAAUGGGCCUCCUGACUAACCAUGGUGGUGUACCUCACCAGCCCCAAACUGAUUAUGCCCUCUCACCCUUAACUGGGGGCCUAGAACCAACCACUACUGUAUCAGCCAGCUGCAGUCAGAGACUAGAUCAUAUGAAAAGUUUAGAUAGCCUGCCUACAUCACAGUCCUACUGCCCACCAACUUACAGCACCACCGGAUACAGUAUGGACCCUGUCACAGGAUACCAGUAUGGACAGUAUGGACAAAGUGCCUUUCAUUAUCUGAAGCCAGAUAUUGCAUAAAUGAACUGUCCACUUCAAGUUAAAGCUUGUCUUGUUUCUGGUCUCACUCCAGUGCUUGGAUGGGAGGGAUCUUCUCACCAAAAUGCAACCCAAGCUGGGGCAAUCACAAUAGAGAUACAGGAUCAUUCUGUUCUUUUCUCCCGUCAUUGCUUUCGAUAGACAUUUGGACAUGUUGGACGUAACAGUUCAGAAGAC
Terrapene triunguis (Three-toed box turtle) is the source of this 1296-nucleotide messenger RNA. RefSeq names its product paired box 3 (gene PAX3). The record is from RefSeq and is a predicted model, not a curated record. NCBI's taxonomy places the organism in Eukaryota, Metazoa, Chordata, Testudines, Emydidae. Gene Ontology annotation, biological process: regulation of transcription by RNA polymerase II; anatomical structure development. The transcript has 7 exons. The coding region runs from base 34 to 1101 and encodes 355 amino acids. Gene Ontology annotation, molecular function: DNA-binding transcription factor activity, RNA polymerase II-specific; RNA polymerase II cis-regulatory region sequence-specific DNA binding.